AUGAUACUGGAACAAACCAUUGACACUAAACAACAGAGAACCAGAACAAGGAAAAGACUCCGCCUACAGGAGAAACCAGCUGAACUAAUCCACCGGGAUGACUCAAACCAAAGCAGACACGACACGAGUAAAACGGACUUCUUAGCAGCACUAAAGUCAAGGUUGAAAACCAAUGAACUCACUGACGAAACUCAGCAGGCCAUCAGGCAAACAGUAGUCCCAGCACUUAACUGUAAGCAUGAAUCAGACACCUUCAGCACAGUGGAGAGAGAGGCCCUAGAAGGACUGAAGAAGGAUGAAAUCACUACAAUCCUACCAGUGGACAAAGGGCGAAUGACCGUUGUUCUGAACAGAUCAGACCACAUCAAGAAAGCACAGGCACUACUCGCUGAUACAACCACAUACCAACAGGUGGCGUCAAACCCUACAUCACAGCUAGCGAACAGGAUAACCCAGACACUCAAGAAACAUGCAGGAGAGAUCACUAAUGCCGACUACAUCAGAAUGAAACUAAUGGCUCAAACACCCCCUGCUUCUAUGGACUCCCCAAGAAUUCAGUCCCGCACCGGCAUUGCUUCUGUUGGGACGCGAGUACAAAAGCGACGUGUUGUUGCCGAAGAUGUUAAUGGUACAGAUACAGACUAUGAAUAUGAAGAAAUCACGCUGGAGAGAGGAAAUUCUGGCCUCGGCUUCAGCAUUGCAGGUGGUACAGAUAAUCCGCACAUUGGUGACGAUCCCAGCAUAUUCAUUACAAAAAUCAUUGCAGGAGGUGCAGCUGCUCAGGAUGGAAGACUGCGAGUAAAUGACUGCAUCCUUCGGGUAAAUGAUGUGGAUGUAAGGGAAGUAACUCACAGUAAAGCAGUGGAAGCUUUAAAAGAGGCUGGAUCAAUUGUGAGAUUAUAUGUGCGGAGAAGAAAGCCAGUCACCGAAAAGAUUUUAGAAAUAAAACUUAUUAAAGGGCCUAAAGGCCUUGGGUUCAGUAUAGCUGGAGGUGUUGGAAACCAGCACAUUCCAGGCGAUAACAGCAUCUACGUAACCAAAAUUAUUGAAGGAGGAGCAGCGCAUAAAGAUGGCCGGCUACAGAUAGGGGACAAGAUUCUGGCAGUUAAUACAACCAGCCUCGAUGAAGUUACACAUGAAGAUGCUGUUACUGCUUUGAAAAACACAACAGAAGUAGUAUAUUUGAAAGUUGCAAAGCCUACCAGCAUGUACAUGAAUGAUGGAUAUGCACCUCCAGACAUCACUAACUCCUAUUCCCAAUUGGAAAACCAUAUCACGCCAGCAAACUACAUAGGGAGCACAGAAUACAAACAGACUCUUCCUCCAUCAUCACCAGGCAGAUACUCACCAAUUACCAAAGUCAUGGGUGAUGAUGAAAUGACCAGGGAACCCAGAAAGGUGGUGCUACAUCGAGGAUCAACUGGCCUAGGCUUUAACAUUGUCGGUGGUGAAGAUGGGGAAGGAAUAUUUAUUUCCUUCAUAUUGGCAGGAGGCCCAGCUGACCUGAGCGGUGAACUAAGAAAAGGGGACAGGAUUAUUUCGGUGAACGGUAUUGAUUUGCGGAGUGCCACCCAUGAGCAGGCAGCAGCGGCACUGAAAAAUGCUGGGCAAGCAGUCACGAUUGUGGCACAAUACAGGCCUGAAGAAUACAGCAGAUUUGAAGCCAAAAUCCAUGACCUACGGGAGCAGAUGAUGAACAGCAGCAUUAGCUCAGGAUCAGGGUCGUUGCGGACCAGCCAGAAGCGAUCCCUUUAUGUCAGAGCCUUGUUCGAUUAUGACAAGACCAAAGACAGCGGUCUUCCAAGCCAAGGCCUUAACUUCAGUUUUGGUGACAUCCUGCAUGUGAUCAACGCAUCAGAUGAUGAGUGGUGGCAGGCUCGACAGGUAACGCCAGACGGUGAGAGUGAAGAAAUUGGAGUCAUCCCAAGCAAAAGGAGAGUUGAGAAGAAAGAACGAGCCAGGUUAAAGACGGUGAAAUUCAAUUCAAAAUCAAGAGAUAAAGGGCAGUCAUUCAAUGACAAGCGUAAAAAGAACAUCUUUUCCCGAAAAUUUACCUUCUACAAGAACAAGGAGCAGAGUGAGCAGGAAACCAGUGAUCUUGAACAGCAUGUAACCUCUAAUGCCAGUGAUAGUGAAAGUAGUUACCGUGGUCAAGAAGACUAUGUUCUCUCCUAUGAACCUGUUGGCCAGCAGGAGGGGUGUGUCAGCUUUCAGCUUGUUCUUAUCUGUGCACGUGACCUCAUUUUACCCUAUCAUUGCAAUCCUGUCCAGUACUUCAGGCAAGCUGAUGACCUCUUCUUCUACUUUGCCUCUGUAUUUUGA
Rhincodon typus (whale shark) is the source of this 2322-nucleotide messenger RNA. Its product is annotated as disks large homolog 1. The transcript is spliced from 18 exons. Gene Ontology annotation, molecular function: protein binding. Gene Ontology annotation, cellular component: neuromuscular junction; postsynaptic density membrane; neuron projection. The coding region runs from base 1 to 2322 and encodes 773 amino acids. NCBI's taxonomy places the organism in Eukaryota, Metazoa, Chordata, Chondrichthyes, Orectolobiformes, Rhincodontidae. Gene Ontology annotation, biological process: neurotransmitter receptor localization to postsynaptic specialization membrane; chemical synaptic transmission. The record is from RefSeq and is a predicted model, not a curated record.